This is a messenger RNA of Cryptomeria japonica (Japanese cedar), 2364 nucleotides long. RefSeq lists its product as uncharacterized. Gene Ontology annotation, molecular function: nucleic acid binding. Bases 1 to 2364 code for a protein of 787 amino acids. The record is from RefSeq and is a predicted model, not a curated record. The transcript is spliced from 6 exons. NCBI's taxonomy places the organism in Eukaryota, Viridiplantae, Streptophyta, Pinopsida, Cupressales, Cupressaceae. Gene Ontology annotation, biological process: DNA integration.
AUGCCCACAUUUACGGCUAGAAACCAACCACCUGAACAUGAACCAACAAUAAGAGAAAUACAGGCAGAAAUACAUCAGGAUUGGUUAGACUCAGGUGGAGAAUUCCGAUCAACAAUGAGAUUUAGAGAAUAUUUAGACUUCAGAAUGAAACAUAGGCCAAGAGGACAGAGGGGAAAUAACAAUGAAUUACAAAGAAAAAUUGGAAAAAUGUCCAUUCCUUAUUUUGAUGGUUCAGGUAAGACAACUGCUCGGGCUUGGGUGCAAAAAUUAGAUACAUACUUCCAAUUAAAUCUCAUGUUGGAAGAAGAGGCAAUUAAAUAUGUUUCGUUACAUCUUGACGAUGUAGCACAUGAAUGGUGGCAUCACGAACAAAUUACCUUAGGUCAUCAUUUGAUAGGCACUUAUGUCGAGUUCACUGAGAAACUUAUUGAUAGGUUUGAUUCUAAAGAUCCUGAAUUACAUCUUAAGGAUUUGACUCAACUUAAGCAAACCGGAGCUGUUGAACAAUAUAUAUCUGAAUUUGAAAAAUUGGCUAUCUUAGUUACUGAAAUUUCUGAAAGACACAAGAUUGUGAUAUUUAUAGAUGGAUUGUCUGAUUCCCUUAAAGGGUGGGUUAAAUCCUUAAACCCUCCUACUUUACAAACAGCUAUCAAAAGAGCAAGAGAAUUGGAACCAUCUUCAAAAGGAAAACUUUUUAACAAAGGACCAUCUCCUAAACCGGAAAAAGACAAACAACCUUUCAACAAAGAUGAUUUCCCUAAAAACAAGCUAGAUAAAGAGGACAGAGAAGAGCUUAGAAGGAAAAAACUAUGUUUCAGUUGUAGAGAAGCAUGGCAGCCUGGACACAGAUGUUUAGGGAAAGGGAAAAUUCAUUAUAUUGAGGUUAUGUCUGACAGUGAGGAUGACGAGAAUGCUGAUCCUAACAUAGAACGAGCACCUCAGAACACUGAAACAGAAACAGAUGCAGCACUUGUGGAAAAACGUGGGUUGCAUACAGAAAAACAUGAAGGAUUUGAUGUUAGAGUAGCAGACUUUAAAAGAAUGGAAUUCUCUUUUAAAAUUGAUGAUAAGAAGGUAGUCCUUCGUGGUAUGUCUAACAGUGGGCCCAGGAUCAUCAGUGCCAAAAGAAUGGAAGCUAUUUUCAGACAUGGAGAUGUGGCAUGGUCAGCACAACGUUUGGUUUCCAACAAGGUAUCAGGUUUUGAAUCUAAAUCUUAUCAAGCUGAUUUGUUAACAGUAUUGGAUUCACAUCAUUUGGUUUUUAAUGAUAUUCCUCCAGGAGUCCCACCGGAUAGAGGUUUUGAACACACUAUUGAAUUAGAAGAAGUGCAACAAGGGUACCAUAUGAUCAGUGCAACAGGGGUACACGUUCAUCAAGAAAAGAUAAAAGCCAUUUUGGAUUGGCCACCACCUCAAAACCUUACGGAGCUAAGGGGAUUCUUUGGGUUAUGCAUUUAUUACAGAAGGUUUGUCAAAGGCUUUUCACAACUUGGGGCACCCUUGACAGAUCUUACCAAAAAGGGAGCAUUCAAAUGGACUGAGGAAGCUCAACAGGUAUUUGAGAAGCUUAAAGAGUAUUUGGUUGGGAGCAGAUUUGUGGUGAAAACUGACCAUAAUAGUCUAAGAUAUUUCUUGGGUCAAAAAGAUUUAAAUGACGGGCAACAGAAGUGGAUCAGUAAAAUUCAAGCUUACGACUUUGAGAUUGAAUAUGUAAAAGGUAAAAAUAAUGUGGUAGCCGAUGCUUUAUCUAAAAGGCCUGAAAUCAAUGCUUUAUCUGUUGUAACAGCUGAUUGGAAAUGUUUAUUGUUGGUCAAGUAUUCAAAAGAUUCUUUUGCAUGUGAAUUGCUAGAUGGUAAUAUACAGGAUGAUAAAUAUAAAAUUGUUAAUGAUAUUAUCUAUUACAAGGACAGGAUUUAUUUAACUCCAGGAUCGAAGUUGAAAGAAAAAAUCCUUCAAUCUAUGCAUGACAUUUCUCUAGCAGGGCAUCCAGGAUACUUCAAAACGUAUCGUCAGGUAAGGGAAAGGUUCACUUGGAAAGGUUUAAAAAAUGAUGUCCUACGCUAUGUCAAGGAAUGCACCACUUGUCAGCAAAAUAAAGCAGAACAAACGCAUCCUGUCGAAUUUACAGCAGUACAGAUUGUAGAGUUAUUCUUCAGAGAGGUUUUCCGAUUACAUGGCUUACCGAAGAAUAUUAUUAGUGAUAGAGAUAGCAGAUUUUUUAGCAUAUUUUGUGGGGAGCUUUUCAGAUUGACAGGUACAGAGUUGAAUCAUAGCACCAGCUAUCAUCCGCAAACCGAUGGGCAGACGGAAAUAGUGAAUAAAUGGAUUGAAGGUUAUCUUCGUAACUAUGUAGCCGGACAUUAG